UCUAAGUGCAAUGCAGGAGAUUUGUGCCCUUCUAGCCCAAACGCGAAAGAAUAUUUCUGAGUGCUAAGCGGCUGUGCCUUUUCUGCUUCACACCCGACUCGAGAGUGAUGGCUAUCGCUGACGCUUGAGUUCUCAAAUCGCAAGCCCUAGUUCAAUUAUCGCCGAGUUUUUUACUGCUAAGUUUUCAAGAUAGGAGAUGAGCAAGAGAAAAAACCCUCUUGUGUUUUUUGAUGUAUCAAUUGAUGGAGAUCCUGUUGAAAGAAUUGCUUUUGAGCUUUUUGCAAAUUUUGUCCCCAAGACUGCGGAGAAUUUCCGGGCUCUUUGUACAGGUGAGAAGGGCAUUGGGAAAACAACUGGGAAACCUCUUCACUAUAAAGGAUCUUUCUUCCAUCGAAUUAUCAGAGGAUUCAUGGCCCAAGGUGGUGACUUUUCAAAGGGAAAUGGCACUGGUGGAGAAAGUAUAUAUGGAGGGAAGUUUGCAGAUGAGAAUUUUAUAUUGAAGCAUGAUGAACCAGGUCUUCUCUCCAUGGCAAAUAGUGGUCCAAACACAAAUGGUUCCCAAUUCUUUGUAACUUUUAAGCGUCAGCCUCAUCUUGAUGGGAAACAUGUGGUUUUUGGAAAGGUCAUAAAGGGAUUAGAUGUCGUGAAAAAAAUUGAACAGGUGGGAACAGGUGAUGGCAAACCCAUUCGCCCUGUAAAAAUUGUAGAUUGUGGUGAAACUUUUGAAAACAAAAUUCAGGAUGUUGUUGGAAAGGAUGCAGGAAAGAAGAAGAAAUCAAGAAAGCUUCCUUCUUCAGAUGAUAGUUCUGAUGGAAAAACUAGAGGAAAACGCAAAAAAACACUGAAGGAUAGAAGAAAGAAAAGAAAAAGGAUAUACUAUUCAACCGACUCACAGAGCUCAGAUUCUGACUAUGAUUCAGAUUCUUCUUCUUCUUCAAAUUCUGAUACCUCUUCAUAUUCAGAAUCAGAUUCAGAUUCAGAUUCAUCACUGUCUGAUUCAGGUUCAUCUAGUGAUGGAAGGCGUAGGAAGAGGAAGUCAGUGAAACGAGAUAAAAGCAAGCGCGGGAGGAAACAGAGGGAUGGACGAAGGGGGAAAAAAAGAGUCCGGCAUAAUAAAAGAUCAAAGCACAAGUCUAAAUGGAGUUCUGAAAGUGCCAGUCAUACAGAGAGUGCUAGUGCUAGUGGUAGUAGCAGUUCUGAUGACGAAGAAGCUGAUCAUUGCAAGUCUGCUCGAAAAACCAGUAACUCUAGUCUUCCUGAAAAGAAAUUGGGGGAGAGUCAUGAGGCGAUGAAAAGUUCCCCCAUUAGGCUACUAGGAAAAAAAGCCAUCUCAGAAAGUAAUCGUGAGCCAAAAACAACUGAGGCAAACACAUCAAAUGAAGAAGGUGAAUUGUCUCCUAAGAAUGAUGAGCAAGUAAACAAUGGGAAUGGCAUAGAUCCUAAAGUGGAGAGGACCACUAAACGCCAUUCUUAUUCUGAUGACUCGAGCAAAUCUAGGAGUUCGACACCAAGUAGGAGGAGGUCAAAUAAUAGCCACAGGAGCGGUCGAAGCAUGAGUCCUAAAAAGGUGUACAGAAGUCCGAGAUUCAGAGGUGACAGUAGAAGUCCCUCUAGGAAGUCUGGUGAACUAAGCCAGGGAAGAUCUCAAAGAAGCCCACCGGAUAAUCUUGUCCACAAAGCCCCUGAAACAUCUAACUCUAAUCAUGGGCGGGAAUUAUCAAGAAGCCGAUCUCCAAACGGCACUCCCCAGCGCGUUAGAAAAGGACGUGGCUUCACUGAGCGUUAUUCCUUUGCACGUCGAUACCGCACCCCCUCUCCAGAGAAAUCACCUCGGAGGCCCUACCGUUAUGGUGGAAGAAAUAUUAAUGAAAGAAACCGUGAUAGGUAUACAAGCUAUAGAAGUUAUUCUGAGCGAUCACCACGUAGACGCUUCAGAAGCCCACCAAGAGGCAGGAGUCCCCCCAGACAUGGAAACCGAAGAAGCCGAAGUAGGAGCAUUUCUCGUAGUCCAGGCAGUUAUCGUGGCCGUUACAGGGAUCAAAGCCGGAGUCAGAGUCCAAUUCGCAGUCCUAGUCCUAGAGAUAAGCGACCUUCAAUAAGUGAGGGUCUGAAAUCGCGUCUGGGCCCCCGAAUUGAUGAUCAACGCUCAUUGAACAAAGGAAGAUUGAGGUCCAGUUCUAGGUCCAGGAGUCGUGGAUCCUCACUUUCUAGAUCUUCUGAUGCUGUACCCCCAAAUCAUCACAGCAAAACAACCAGCAGGUCUAGGUCAAGCUCACCUUCUGGUCAGCAGCGGGGUUUGGUUUCGUAUGGUGACAUCAGUCCUGAUUUGGGAACGAGUGUAAGUUGAACAGCAUGGGCUGGUUGGUUGCAAAUUUCAUUGUGCAUUUUCCCGUGUGCUUCGAGAACAAAGGUGAUAAUGAAAACUGAAACGUGGGUGUUUUUCUUCAAAAAGCAUGCUGAGCACAAUUUAUGGAGCAACAGAAGGUGAUAGGGUUUUCUCUCUUAGGCUCUUAAUUGUUGACCAGACUUCCAGUGGGAAGGAAGAACUUACUGAAGGCUUGGUGUCCAACUAGAGUCGUAUUAAGGGCUGGUGAAACAUUUCAUUUCUACAUUUAGUGGCUUAGAUUUUCUGUAAUCUGUUGUGGAAUUGUAGUAAUUACCAACCCAGAUUCAAUUGGACCCGUUGAUUUCAAUACCUAGAUGAGGUAAACUCGGUGCCUGCACACUGUUUAGCAUUAUGGUUAGUGUCGUUUUGGACCUUACAUAUUAUGGGUCUCUUUUUACCAGGUUGCAUCUGAUACAGGUUUCUAUUUUCCAAUGCUAGGUAACUAGGGCCUGCUGCUUGUAUUUUUCCCAAUGACUUCUUUCUUGGCUUUGACUAUCACUGUUUCUUUUAUUUUAUUUUAUUUUCUCA
This is a messenger RNA of Jatropha curcas, 2914 nucleotides long. Its product is annotated as Cyclophilin-like peptidyl-prolyl cis-trans isomerase family protein. NCBI's taxonomy places the organism in Eukaryota, Viridiplantae, Streptophyta, Magnoliopsida, Malpighiales, Euphorbiaceae. The record is from RefSeq and is a predicted model, not a curated record. Gene Ontology annotation, biological process: protein folding; protein peptidyl-prolyl isomerization. Gene Ontology annotation, cellular component: cytoplasm. Gene Ontology annotation, molecular function: peptidyl-prolyl cis-trans isomerase activity; cyclosporin A binding.